CUGCUGGAAUUACCACACCCUGGAGCUGGACAAAGAUAGAAACUGGGCAAAGGUAGAAGCUGGGUGUAGCCACACGCUUCCUGCAGCUCAGCCCUCUGGGCUCCUCUCUUCUCCCACAGCUUCUUUCCUCCAAUUCUCUCUGAUCUUUUCCCCCAUCUUCUUUCCAAAUAUUCAUCCCCUUCUCCUCCAUCAUCUCCUUCUCCACCUCCUUCCACUACCUCCUUCUCCAAUCUUUGUCUCUCAUCUUUUACCAAUUUUCUACUCAUCCAUAUCCCCAUCUUCUCCAUCAUCUUCUACGUUUCCCUCCUCUCUCUCCUUUCCCCAACUCCUUCCCCCCUCCCCUUCUCCAGCACAGAUGCGCUUCUCAUUGGGCUGCAAUCACCCCAGUUUUGCUUUCCAAUGGAGGACCCUCCUGGCUCAUCUUGUGGCUCUGCACCUCCUCCAUCUGGGAUCAGCCCAGCUCACGGUGGUGGCACCGAGCCUCCCUGUCACUGCCAUCGUGGGACAGGACGUCGUGCUGCGCUGCCACUUGUGUCCUUGCAAGGAUGCUUGGAGCUCAGACAUCAGAUGGAUCCAGCACCGGUCCUCUGGCCUUGUGCACCACUACCAAAAUGGAGAGGACUUGGAGCAGAUGGAGGAGUAUAAGGGGAGGACAGAACUGCUCAGGGAUGGUCUCCCUGAUGGAAAUCUGGAUCUGUGCAUCACUGCUGUGAGCUCCUCUGAUAGUGGCUCAUACAGCUGUGCUGUGCAAGAUGGUGAUGGCUAUGCAGAAGAGAUGGUGAACCUGGAGGUGUCAGAUCCCUUUUCUGAGAUUGUCCAUCCCUGGAAGGUGGCUCUGGCUGUAGUCAUCACACUUUUGCUUGGGUCAUUUGUCAUCAUUGCUUUUCUCCAUAGAAAGCAAGCGGCACAGAUCAGAGAGCUGAAGAGUAAAGAUGCAAAGUUGGAUGAACAAGAUGACAUAUUGUAUUCAAGUGCUGCAGGUCUGAAGAAACUAGCUGAAAAACUGGUUGAACAAAUUCAAGUAGUGGAGAAGAAGCAAUCAGACAUGCAGAAAAUCUACAAAAAUACGGAUUUUGGUGUUGCAGAUCUGAAGCCACUAGCUGCAGAACUGGAGAAACACUGUGAAAAGUUGGAGAAACACUGCAAAAAGUUGGGUGAGUCUCCCCUCCCAUAUAAAAAUGAUGGGGUCUUCCUGUGUGAGCUGUAUGAUGAGAUGUUGUUCUCAUUGCACUUUGUUUUGGCUUUUCCUUUGCAGAGAGAGGGGGUGCAAAGUUGGAGAAACAAGAUGCAGAACUGGGGGAACGAACUGAAGAAUUGGAAGAAUAAUCUGAAGAAUUGGAUUGAGAGAUGAACUGUGCCUCACAGUAACCACAGGAGUUAAGCUUACAUGACUGUUGAUUGCACAGCAUACCAAAACCAUGAUAAAUGGAAGCGAGCAAGGAAAUCCACAGCAGGAACAAGAGGAGCCAGUAUUUGUAUUGAUUGAGAACACUGCACUUCACUCAGGUGAGCCAAAGCUGCCUGAGGAACUACUGAACUGAGGAUGUGUGACCUCCAACUGAAAUUUAAUUGGAAGAAAGAAGCCAUAUAAGGGAAGAAUACAGGAGGAAGAUGAAGUGCCUGGAAAAGGGACGGGCAUUUUGGAAAUAGUGUAAUCAUGUGUCAGGGUUUGUGAAAAUCUAAUGAACACGUAAGGCUUUUGGAAAUAGAAGCACGCAUGCAGAAGGAAAGGUGGAAAACUGCUUUGGGAGUUAACACUGUUUGCUGUCACAAUAUAAUAAAGGAUACUUGCUGACGGUAA
Messenger RNA from Meleagris gallopavo (turkey), 1801 nucleotides. NCBI's taxonomy places the organism in Eukaryota, Metazoa, Chordata, Aves, Galliformes, Phasianidae. The record is from RefSeq and is a predicted model, not a curated record.